AAGCUAGUAGAAAAUCUAGAAUUUUAUAAAAAAGUUAAGUAUAGAAAUAUAAAAUAUUACUUUACUAGAGAUACUAUAAUAAAUAAACAAGUAUAUCUAUAUUAUAUAAAUACAAAAGUUAAUAUAGUAGAUAUUUUAACUAAACCUUUAGGAAAGGCUUUAUUUAAUAAUAUA
Molecule: messenger RNA, 174 nt
Organism: Colletotrichum navitas
Lineage: Eukaryota; Fungi; Ascomycota; Sordariomycetes; Glomerellales; Glomerellaceae
Exons: 1
Source: RefSeq, a predicted model, not a curated record